Chironomus riparius is the source of this 4266-nucleotide messenger RNA. The record is from the annotation of a GenBank genome assembly. Lineage: Eukaryota; Metazoa; Arthropoda; Insecta; Diptera; Chironomidae.
CGAUUAUUCAACUGUGUGGUUUGGUGUCAUAAAAACAUUUUUUGUGAAAAAAUUAAAAAAAAUUCAAAUUUAAAGCAAUAAAGCUGCUUAAAAAGCUGUGAAACACAUUAAAAAACCGUGCUGUACAAAAUUCCAUUAGUCAUCGCCUAUUUUGGGAAGAUUUUUCUGCUGCGUAUUUAAAGUUUUACUCUUAUUGUGUUCACUGACAUGUCUGAGAGCGAUGCUAAUAAGCCUGAUGACAAAAAGGCUCAAGAUUUAUCAUGGGACAUCCUGGCAAAGCAUCAAGUCAUCAAAAUUAAUGAAAAAUUCACCCUAGAAUGGAAAAAAGAAACUGAAAAUGUCAUCAAGAAAGUCAAAGAUUCCUGCAAGGUCCUUCAUUUCUCAUCUGUGUUUAAUUUUGAGGAAGUUCUUGGAAUUAUCGAUGAAUUGAACCCCGAAGAAUAUCCACAACUGUUUAUUUUUGUCAUUGAUGGCACCAAUUUUGAAUUUACGGCAGACCAACAGCCAAAAUCGACAGAAAAAUCAUCAAAAGUCCAGGAAAAGUUGCUCAAAUUCAGCAUGACUCGUCCAAUAAUUCUACAAUUGGCAUCAAAAGAUGAAAAUGUGACAAGAAUCUUCUACAAAGAGGAAGUUACAGAACAAUUUAAAGUCGUCGACCAACAGCAAGACAAGCCUGAUGUCGUCGACCAACAGCAAGACAAGCCCGAUGUCGUUGACCAACAGCAAGACAAGCCUCAUGUCGUCGACCAACAGCAAGACAAGCCUGAUGUCGUCGACCAACAGCAAGGCAAGCUUGAUGACUCAAACUCAUUCCAGUCAUUUUUGAGCUCAUUUUUUAAUGGAAAAUUCAACAAUUUUCAACUGGAUGUGCUAAACUUUGUAAAAAAUAUUAACAAUCGUGCCUUUAUUUUAAGAUUCCUGCACACCUUAAUUUUGUCGAAGGAAUUUUUUGAAAGCAUAAUAAUGAAUAUUGCAUUAAAAGGCACAGAAGCUGAAUUCAUAGCUGCUUUAGACGAAACAUUCGAGAAUAGUGAAUCAACAUUAAACAACGGUACUCAUGAAUACAUUUGUAACGUAUUUGGAGAUAAUCAGGACCAAGCAAUGAACAAGUCAGCUCUACUCACAGCUGUUGAGAACCAAAACAUAGAUGUCAUCGACUAUUUAAUAUAUUAUUGGUCUCAUUUGAUCCAACAACUUCCAUUUGAGCACCAAGUUAGAAUUUCUACAGCAGCAUUUAAUACCAAUCAGCUUGAUGUCCUCUGUCGCUUGCUGAAUAUUGCUGACUUUCCUUUUCCAAAGGAUUUCAAUCAUGACUUGAUUGUCCAUGAAGGUCUUAGGGAUAUCAUCGAUAAAAGAUUGAGUUUUGCUACUGCAAUCAGUGAUGGGAAUUCUAACUACAUUGAAGAAUUUAUCGACACAAAUCAGGACCUAAAAGUUGCCUACAAUAUCAACAAUAAGUCAGCAUUAAAGCAAGCUGUGGAUGCAUCAAAGAUCAAUAUUUAUGUUCUCUUAAAAUCCAGCGGUUUUUGUUCAAAGAAUAAAAAUGAAGAUUUUAAGGAAGCAGAAAGAGAAGCCAGAAAGUAUGCAGCACAACAAAGGAAUCAAAACAUCAACGACGGCCUGACUGAUGACGAAAUGUCUAUAAAUUCCUUAUGUAAUAGAUCAAAAAUCCACAAUAAGAAGAUUUGUAAGGAACAAGAGAAAGAAUAUAGGAAGAAGAUCAGGAGUUGGUACGAAGACAUCAGCAAGAUCAAAAAUGGCACAGGUUUCCUCAAGGUUGCAGCAUCUUGUAGUGGAUUAAAGCUUCUUUUUGAUUUUGAAAAUAACACGGUUGAAAAUGCUAGCAUGGAGGGACAGAAUGCCUCAGGAUCAGUGUUCACGAUCGAAAAAUGGAUCUUUAUUGGUGCUAAAUUGAUUGAUGAUUCUGGAGCACAGCGUGAACAGAAGAUCAAAGGAGUUUUGGCACACGAACUGUGUCAUUAUGUCAUGAAGCUAGUUUAUGAUAAUCAGGAGAUGCCUUACUAUGAGGACAGCGAGGAUAUAAAGAAAUUUUUUGAAGCAAUUGUCAAAAUUAUUGACAGAUGGUCAGCAAAAGAUUCAGCAAAUCCAGAUGACGAGUGCAAUGGAAUCAUUUCAUCAGUUUUUACAGAAUAUGAUACCAAGGACUUCCAUCCAGAGCUGAUCGUCCGAGUUGUCCAAAUCCUGUCAAAUUUUGAUGAUUCCAAGAAUAAGUCGAAGAAACUUCAAAAAAGAUACAAAAUCCUCUUCGAUUUUUGGCAAGACUACGUCAUACCAGAUCUCCAAAGGUAUAUCCAAAGAAAUGGUGAAGUAAUCAGGUUAAAUGAAAGUAUUAAACUGUUGCCCAAGAUUUUACAACAUAAGAUUAAGGUUAAACAUGAAAAGAAUAUUAGCGAACUGAUCGACAGCAAAUUAGUCAUUGUAUCCACAAAUCAUCCACAACUUUUGUUCAUUGACAUUUGUCAAAAAUUAAAAGAGAAAUUUGGGAACUUAAUGGACUCAAAUAAUUUAUUCGUUGUGCCUUUAGAAUUAAAAGAUCAACCAAAUUUGAGAGACUUUCAACAGAUUUGUCUAGACAAUCAAGAUUUGAGCAUUUUCGUUGACUGUACGAGUGGCGUUCCUGAUGAUUUGGAAAAUAUUUUCACUAACAAGGAAUUUAAGUUUACUUUUGUGGUGUCUAACAAGCAACAAAUUGAGGAACUGGAUAAAAUUUGCAGGCAAAAGGAGUUGGAAAAUGUCACAAGAUUGGACAUAAAUUACAACUGGAAAGACUUGACAGAAGAAAGUCAAACUCUGAUGCUGAAAACUAAAAUUAACUUCCAAAAUAAUUCACAAAUUUCAUUGAUGGAUCUUGUAAUGAACAGAAUCGAAACUAAGGAACCGGCAACCAGCACAGCACUAGAAAAUGACAAGGAAGACAUUAAUGAUCUGGCAGAUGAACAGCUUUUGAACUUAGUCCUGGAAAAUCAUCAAGUUUUAAUCAACUCAAAUCAAAAUGAUGACAAAAAUUUAGACUUGCUUUACAAAAAAAGAGGUUUUGUUACAAAGGUUAUAAUAACUGGAGAGGAUGUGGAGGAUGAGGAUUCGGAGGAUGAAAAAUCAGAAGGAAGAAAAAUUAAAAGCGAACAAAUUUCACAAGAAAAACUUCUUGAAGAAUCCAAAAACCAGCAGUACGUCCUCAUCUCAGAUUAUGCUGGAAAUGGCAAAAGUUGGGCAAUGAAAAACUUGUCAAAAAUCCUUCGAGAACAAAAUCCAACAAGUUGGGUCAGUUAUGUGGACUUGAAGCAGUUCAUUGACGAGUUUAAGGCACAACAAGACGAACCUGACUUUUCAUCUUUUAUGGUCGAGCACAUUUUAAAGCCACAACAUCAAUUUGAGGCCAAAAUAUUUCAAAAACUUUACAAGGACGGCCGAAUUUUCAUUCUUUUUGAUGGAUUUGAUGAAAUUGCUCCAAAUUAUGCUGAAUUUGUGUCUAAAUUGGCACAGAACUUCCAACAAAAUGGCGGGAAUCAACUGUGGAUUGCAACUCGAGACUAUUUUGAGGUUGAUUUGAUGGAAAAACUUAAGCUUAAUGUUGCUUAUAGUCUAAAGAAGAUGACAGAGGAUGAAGGAAUUGACUUGAUAGCAAAAAGCUGGCUAUUGAUGGAUUUACAGAAAGACAAUAAUGAGCCAAAAUCUAAAGAUGAGUUCGACAAGUUCAUUAAAUCGUCACCAAAAUACAAAAAUUAUAGAAACAAAGCUCGCAAAAUAAUCAUAAAGGCUGAAAUUUCAAGAAAUAAUUCAGUUGGACUUCCUCAAUUGUUUAAAAUGAUUGCUGUUGGAUUCAAAGAUGAGAAAAAUGUCGAUGACUUGCAAGGAAUUAAAAUUUACGUUAAAUUUAUCAAAAUUCUUUACAAACGAUGGGCUGAGCAGAAAGGCAAAAUCAGGAAUGAAGCAAGCAUUGACAGUCAAUUUUUUGAGCUUAGUUUCUACAAUUUUCAUCAAUUUCAAGCAAUAUUAAGUUUGUUCCCAGAAUUGGCUAAAAUAUUAUUUCCCAAUUAUGAUGAUAGUGAAUGGCCACAGGAAGAAGUCAUCGCUGGUGCCUUAAUGAGCAUAAAAAAUGGAAAAGUUUAUUUUCCUCACGAGACAUUCCGAGAAUAUUUUGUGGCUGAUGCAAUUGCAAAAGCUUUAAAAAAACCAAAAGUUAAUGAAAAAGUUGUCGAAAUAUUUGUUAAAAUUUUAACGGUUAAAAAGUUUGAAAUAAUUUGA